Messenger RNA from Ostrea edulis (European flat oyster), 2367 nucleotides. Its product is annotated as trace amine-associated receptor 1-like. Lineage: Eukaryota; Metazoa; Mollusca; Bivalvia; Ostreida; Ostreidae. The coding region runs from base 782 to 2011 and encodes 409 amino acids. The record is from RefSeq and is a predicted model, not a curated record. The transcript is spliced from 2 exons. Gene Ontology annotation, biological process: neuropeptide signaling pathway. Gene Ontology annotation, cellular component: membrane. Gene Ontology annotation, molecular function: neuropeptide receptor activity.
CAGACAUUGAUCUUUUGAUCACGCCCCUAAUAAUGAAUAGAUAUUUAAUAUUUUAAGAGUGAUCUGCCAUUGGAUAGUAUUGCGUAUGAUUUUUCAAUAUACAGUUACCUGAUAAUAUAUGGUUUCUUUUACUGUAAUACAGCGUUUGUUUAUCAGUUUUGCUGUUUUAAUAUUAUACAUGUUGUAAAGUUACUUUAUAGUGGGGGUAGUUUCGGAAUUUUAGAUUGGAACUGCAGAAAUGUAACUCUCUUAGGAAAAAUUGGUAUAUACCUCGGAUUUAUCCAAGGACCCACAAUUCUGCAGUUAGGAAUGAAAACGUCCUUAUUUGUUUAAAAAUGUGAUACCUUUUCCAUGCAUGAUUUGCAUUGUGACGUCACAGGUAAAGGAGUGGCAGCUGGUCGAUGAAAGAUAAUAUGCAUGUACGAGUUGACUACAAUUAUACGUUACAGAUAGGUUGAAAACACUGAAGUUUAUCGUUUGAACUACACGUGAUACUUUAUUCGUCCUCUAGGUUAACAUCGUUAAUCACAAAUAACAUUCUUCUGCAAAGAAUCAAUCAUUCCAUCCGUUUGGAUGUUGAUUACUUAAUGUUAGCUAAAGCUGAAUACACAGAGAAAAAAAUAUAUGGAACAAUGUAUGUUGCACAAGCUUGCAUCAUUUGUUCAGCUUGAAGAAUAUGAUAAUAGCCACCCAUUUAUCCAGUACCACAGAUAAAGCGCCCGCAUCUUCCAAGCGAUUGAAUUUCUCUUGAAUUAAAAUUUUUUUUGGUGAUACGCUAUUUAUGGAUGGAAAGUUAUAUCUUGAUGAAGGUCCCAAUUUUUUAAAUCUGAUCCAUAACAAAGCAGAGAUGGACGGAUCUAUUCCAGAAGACGAGGACAAAGUUUUUGACAAGUCUUUAGUGGGACAGGAGCCGACUAUAGCGUACAUUGGGUUGUUAAUGGUGUUAGGGUUCAUCGGCAACAUACACGUUCUGGUGGUAUUCUCCACUCAUUUUAAGAAAAACAGCACCUACGUAGUCUUUGUUCUGUCCCUAGCCGUGAUAGACUUUCUGAUGUGUUCUGUUCACAUGCCACUAGAAAUUCUGGAUCUUUGUUACCCUUAUAAUUUCUUCAGUUCUACUAUGUGCAAAGUUUUCCGAUCAAAUCAGUCAGUUUUGACUAUGACGUCAGUUUUUAUUCUGAGCCUUAUAGCUCUUGACCGGUACCGACACGUCUGCUACCCAAUGAGGAAACAGUGGUCAGUUUCUAAAGCCAAGAAACUGAUUGUAGCCUGUGUUUGUCUGGCUAUAAUUGUUUCUAUCCCGGUGCCUUUGCUGUUUGGUCCUGAGACGGUCAACGUGGCAGACAACGUGACGAAAACGAUCUGUUUUAUUGGGAGCUCAUCUAAUUUAGGAAAUGUGUUUCCAGUGAUUUAUAUUUUGUUUCUCAACGUUGCCUUCGUAUGCAGCUUAUCUGUUUUGCUCUUCUCGUAUAUCUCAAUCGGCAUUACCAUGAGAAGACAAGCAAAAACUCGUCUGUUGCUGACGUCAUUGAUGUUACCAAAUAAUAAUUUCAGAGUAUCAAAUGCGAAGUGUACUUGUUUCAGAUGUCUCUUUAGUAAGAAACUCCGUCGUGUUGAGGAUCAUUCACUCAAGAUUAUAAAUCACCAAAGAUUUCAUCGAUCAUUGUCUGUUAGUCAAAGACUUGGCGCUUUCCUUGGACGAUCUACCUCAACCGACAACAGAAGAGCAACUAAGGUUCUUUCAUGUGUGACCAUCAUUUUCAUCGUGUCUUUCCUCCCUUAUGUUACGAUAGGACUUCUCGUGACUUUAGGACAAGACCUAAGGAAUAUUCCCGAGGAUUCUGGAAUAGUGGUCUAUAGACUCAGUGUUAGAUUACUCUUAAUCAACAAUGUGAGUAACUGCUUCGUUUACGGAAUAUUUGAUCAGAGAUUUAAGAAAGCAUGUUUUCAAAUUUACAGCAAGUUUUACAGUUAUACGAAGAGAAAAUUAACUAAUGUAGUGAAACGGUGACUUCUAAAAAGUUCUCUUUGGUGAUACAUGAAGCUGUGAGAAGAUGUAAAAUUAUGAGAUAUAUCUACAAUGUCAACUUACAACAGAUUGUAUUUCAACUUACCACAGAUUAUAUUUCAACUUACAACAGAUUAUAUUUCAACUUGCCACAGAUUAUAUUUCAACUUACCACAGAUCAUAUUUCAAACCAAAUUUGCAUUGUAAUACCGUGUUGUUUAAUAAUCAACAAAUUAUGUUUUGUUACAAUAGUCAGUAGCAUCUUUUGAAUUUUUUUUUUUAAAUUUUCAUUUGGUUUUAUAUUCAAUAAAUUGUAUUCUUGAUAAGUGAUUUUUACUGCAAUAAAAUCUACAACAAUU